Messenger RNA from Elgaria multicarinata webbii, 2160 nucleotides. RefSeq names its product sodium-coupled monocarboxylate transporter 1-like. The transcript is spliced from 15 exons. Gene Ontology annotation, biological process: propanoate transmembrane transport; sodium ion transport. Gene Ontology annotation, molecular function: organic acid:sodium symporter activity. Lineage: Eukaryota; Metazoa; Chordata; Lepidosauria; Squamata; Anguidae. The coding region runs from base 1 to 1854 and encodes 617 amino acids. Gene Ontology annotation, cellular component: membrane; extracellular exosome. The record is from RefSeq and is a predicted model, not a curated record.
AUGAGCGCUUGUACAGUCCACGUGGGGUUCGGCACCUGGGACUACGUGGUCUUCGGGGGCAUGCUGCUCAUCUCCGCGGUCAUCGGCGUGUAUUACGCCUUCGCGGGCGGCGGCCAGAAUACCUCCAAGGACUUCUUGAUGGGAGGCCGCAGCAUGACCGCGGUGCCCGUGGCGCUGUCCCUGACGGCCAGCUUCAUGUCGGCCGUGACGGUGCUGGGGACCCCGUCGGAAGUCUACCGCUUCGGCGCCAGGUUCAGCGUCUUCGCCGUCACCUACGCCCUGGUGGUCAUCCUGAGCGCCGAGAUCUUCCUGCCCGUCUUCUACCGCCUGGGCAUUACCAGCACCUACGAGUAUUUAGAACUUCGAUUUAAUAGAUUUCUGCGCCUGUGUGGAACAGUGCUCUUCAUUAUACUCACAAUAUUAUACACUGGAAUUGUCAUUUACGCUCCAGCCUUAGCUUUAAAUCAAGUUACUGGAAUUGACUUGUGGGGUGCAGUGGCUGCAACGGGAAUAGUCUGUACUUUCUAUUGUACACUGGGUGGUCUGAAAGCAGUAGUUUGGACAGAUGUUUUUCAAGGUGGAAUCAUGGUAGCUGGGUUUUCAGCUGUGAUUAUACGUGCUGUGGUGGUUCAAGGUGGUAUUGGAAAUAUACUAAAUGAUUCCUACCAUGGAGGAAGAUUAAAUUUCUGGGACUUUAAUCCAGAUCCUUUGCAAAGGCAUACAUUCUGGACAAUUGUUAUAGGCGGGACUUUCACCUGGCUUGGUAUAUAUGGAGUCAGCCAGGCUCAAGUUCAGCGAUACAUUGCUUGCAAAACAAGAUUUCAAGCAAAAGUAUCUCUUUACGUAAACCUCUUGGGACUGUGGGCAAUUCUUUCAUGUGCAGUGUUGUGUGGAUUAGCAAUGUACUCCAUUUAUAAGGACUGUGACCCUUGGACAGCAAAAUGUGUGUCAGCACCAGACCAGCUCAUGCCAUAUUUGGUAUUGGAUAUUCUACACAAUUUUCCAGGCACACCAGGGCUUUUUGUGGCUGGUGCUUACAGUGGAACAUUAAGUACAGUGUCCUCUAGCAUCAAUGCUUUAGCUGCGGUGACUGUAGAAGACCUCAUAAAACCUCACUUCAGAUCACUCACUGAAAGGAAACUAUCUUGGAUUUCUAAGGGGAUGAGUCUGUUUUAUGGAGCAGUGUGCAUUGCUAUGGCUGCCUUGGCAUCACUACUAGGAGGCUUGUUACAGGCAGCUCUCAGUAUUUUUGGCAUGGUUGGUGGGCCUCUCCUAGGACUCUUUUCUUUGGGUAUCCUCUGUCCCUUUGCCAACCCUGUGGGUGCAUUUGUAGGUCUCGUAUGUGGAUUUACUGCUUCCCUUUGGGUUGGAAUUGGAGCUCAGAUUUACCCACCUCUUCCCCAAACUACCAUGCCAUUAAAUUUUUCAACUGCAGGCUGUAACAUAUCUAACCCAGGCACAGAAGGCUACUGGGCAACCAGUACAGAGCUGCCGGUAUUAACAACUCCCUUGACAAGCCAAGCUAUUGAGAGACCAAUUCUUGCAGAUCAUUGGUAUUCCUUAUCCUAUCUAUACUUUAGCACACUUGGAACUUUGGUCACAAUCACUGUGGGAAUAGUUGCCAGCCUUUUGUCAGGAGGAUUACGGCAGAAAGUGGAUCGGAAAUUCAUGCUUAACAAAGAGGAUUUUCUGUCUAACUUCUCAUUUUUCAAACCUAAGCAGGAAGAAAAAGUCAAAGUUUUAACCUGGACACCAUACAGAAUCCCAGAGGAAGGAACUGACAAUCCAGCAUUUAAUCAUAUUGAAAUGAAUUUCACAGAUAGUAAAGAAAAAGUCAAUGGUGUACAUAUAUGAAAAUCUUCUAGAUUGUGUCCUUAUGUUGGCAGGUACUUUGAGAUUUAUACUUGUGAAGGCAGGAUAAAGUUUAGCUCAUGUUCCCAGAAGAAUAGUAAUUAUUUCCUUGUAAAGUCUGGGCAAGUCAUACCAAAACAUCAGAGCUGAGAGGUUGGACAAUAUAUAACUGGAAAAAAUGCAACUAAUGAGAAAUGUAAUGUUGCUGAUUUCAGGAAGUAAAUUUUGAAAAUUAAAAUAUAAAUCUCAGUGAGUGUGCAAUGAAAACAAAGUUAUAUUUGAUCAUUUUAUUGAUUAUUGAUAUGCACA